This is a messenger RNA of Fusarium musae, 1101 nucleotides long. RefSeq lists its product as uncharacterized. NCBI's taxonomy places the organism in Eukaryota, Fungi, Ascomycota, Sordariomycetes, Hypocreales, Nectriaceae. The record is from RefSeq and is a predicted model, not a curated record. The coding region runs from base 1 to 1101 and encodes 366 amino acids. The transcript is spliced from 4 exons.
AUGGCUCACAGGGCCGUUCUUCGUGGUACGGGCUUUUACGAAGUGUUGUCCCAGAAGUGGACCGGCUUGAGCAUUGGCGCUCUUCCGAGUAUGUGCUACCGACUGUACGAUGACCGUUACUUGAUGCAAUGCAUCACUGAAGAGGCAGGCUACCAUGACCUACAGCGCUUUCGUGAGUACUUAUUGGGCUGUGAGCUCAACAUUGGCCUCAUCAUCGGCCGAUCGGGAUCCGGAACGGCAACCUUGGGAGCUGCUGCAGCUCUGGCGAUGCAAGUCCAGCUGGGGCAGAUUCUGUGCUCUGGCCCUUCCCAUGAGGCGAUCGAUAUCUUUGCCGACCGCCUGGAUCGAAGAGCAAGAGCCGUCGCCGCACGGUACAACACCGUAAUGCCUGCGGGCGAUCCUAAGCGAUGCCACCAUCGAAUGGUGGUCCGAAUGUACAAGCAUGGGGAAGAACUCAACGCUGUUACCAAGCUAGUGAAGAACUCUGAGGAUCUUGAGUGGACCGCCCGCGGGGGCGAGUUCGCUGAGCAAAGCCAUUGGAAGCUACCUCUGUCCUUGACAUACUGGUUCUUGGUAGUCAUGCGCUCAAGCGCCGUACCACCGCUCGACCAAGACUCGAAACCAGGCCUGGUAAAACUCCAGGCCGAGAUCGACACGCGCCCCGAUCUGUUGCAUCUACGUCAGUGGGUGACUGGGCAGAUGGAUUCUGUGAAAUAUGCCGCCACCGCCAACCCUAUUAGAAACAUCAAGGAUGUGUUGUUUCAAGUAAUGUGCCAGGCGGAUUUUCUUUGCGUCCAUCCUGCUGACACAGAAAUGUCGCCGAUUCCUCAAUGGAAGAGUACCAUUGCUCGAGGUCUUGUUAUUAGCGAAGCCGGUAGCAUGAGCCGAGCGGACUUCUACGGUCUCUGGGGAAACUCCCUCCUUCCUUGUUUUCUUUUUGGUGAUCCUGAUCAAAGGCCUGUCGUUCUUACAACUGAGGAGGCUGACGGCGACGGCAAUUUGUACAACCGAUUUGCGGCAGAUGGCGCAGUUUCGCCGCUGAAAUAUCUCAUGGCAACAGGCAUCCCCGUGUUCCGCUUGGAUGUUUCUGCGCAGCCCUAA